AAAUGAUGUUGCACUGAAUUAGUAACAUAAUAAGCACAUAAUAAGACAGAACCGUUUAAAAUUAUUUGUUUCAAUCUGCGUGUAAAACUAAAAUAUACUCAAAAAAACAAAAACAAAACAAAAAACACAACUUGCCUUAAAUGUACAUCACGAUUUUAGCACUUUCUAUAACGCGGCAUUUUUUUUUUUUUUUUUUUUUUUUUUUUGGUUUUGUUUUCAUUUUGUAAAAACUACACAGCAUAAAUGCAAUUACAAAACAACUAUACUCCAAACGCGUUUCUUACUUGCUAAUACACUAGUUGUACCACAAUGACCCGUUGAAUGUUUUAUUUUUAUUUUAUUUAUACGUCUACAGUAUAGUGAACUGGGUAGCUGUAAAUAAUUCCACCCUCUUUAAAACCUAGCCGUGCUGUUGCCUUGCAAUGGAUGUUUCAGGGGAAAGUGUUUUUCCUGUCCAAUGUGCUUGUUGGUUGAAAGCCUGAUUGGGUGUUUACCUGACAGCUCGGUCUGUGAUUGCAGGAUGUAAAGCCCAGCCCCCUUCACUCCAGCUUGGGGACCAUUCAUAAACUAAACAACUGCAGCACUCCCAACUGAGUCUGGGCAGCACAGCAGACAGUGUUACAAGGAGCAGUUACACAGACAAAAAAAACAUAAGAUCAUAGACAGCUUUUCGUCAGGAGGACGGACAACACAUUUUCAAACUCUUUCACGUUCACUCAUUCUGAUUUGCUGUUUAAAUGGACUGAACUGCUCGGUUUUUACUAAUAUCCUAGCCCGAUUUCUACUGUUGGUGGUUGAUGCUUCUGAAGACCCUUCACCGUAGAUCACAAAGUUACUUUUUUUGUGAUUGUUUUUUUUUUUUUUUUUUUUUUUUUUUUUUAAGUGCUUGCCUCUGGCUUAACCGGUAAGCAUUGGAUCCAUCAACGUACUGCGAAUCACCGGUGUACAACCCGGACCUUUGCCCAAACAUGAUAGCUGCCCAAGCAAAACUCGUUUAUCAGCUCAACAAAUAUUAUAACGAGAGAUGCCAGACGCGGAAAGCCGCCAUAGCCAAGACCAUCAGAGAGGUGUGCAAGGUGGUAUCAGACGUCCUAAAGGAGGUAGAAGUGCAGGAGCCCCGUUUCAUCAGCUCCUUGAGCGAAAUUGAAGCACGCUAUGAAGGGAUGGAGGUUAUUUCCCCUAACGAAUUCGAGGUAGUGCUUUACCUGAACCAGAUGGGGGUUUUCAACUUUGUGGACGACGGGUCGUUGCCUGGUUGCGCAGUAUUAAAACUCAGCGAUGGACGCAAAAGAAGCAUGUCUCUUUGGGUAGAGUUUAUCACAGCCUCUGGCUAUUUAUCUGCCCGGAAGAUCAGGUCAAGGUUUCAGACACUGGUGGCUCAAGCAGUAGACAAAUGCAGCUAUAGAGAUGUUGUCAAGAUGGUUGCAGACACCAGUGAAGUAAAACUGAGGAUCCGUGAGAGAUACGUAGUCCAGAUCACGCCAGCCUUCAAAUGCACCGGCAUCUGGCCUAGAAGUGCUGCCCAGUGGCCAAUGCCUCAUAUCCCGUGGCCAGGUCCCAACAGGGUAGCCGAAGUAAAAGCCGAAGGCUUCAAUCUUCUCUCUAAAGAGUGCUAUUCGUUAACCGGCAAACAGAGCUCAGCUGAGAGCGAUGCCUGGGUCUUGCAGUUCGGAGAAGCUGAAAACAGACUCCUGAUGGGUGGCUGCAGAAAGAAAUGCCUCUCCGUCCUCAAGACUUUGCGUGAUCGGCACCUUGAAUUACCAGGGCAACCUCUUUACAACUAUCACAUGAAAACCCUGCUUCUUUACGAAUGCGAGAAACACCCCAGAGAAACGGAUUGGGACGAAUCGUGUCUCGGAGACCGAUUAAAUGGAAUCCUCCUUCAGCUCAUCUCGUGUUUGCAGUGUCGCAGAUGCCCUCAUUACUUCCUACCAAACUUAGAUCUUUUUCAAGGAAAGCCCCAUUCAGCCCUUGAAGCUGCUGCAAAACAGACCUGGAGACUAGCAAGAGAAAUCCUUACGAAUGCAAAAAGCCUGGACAAACUAUAGAGCAAUUAUUAUUAUUAAAGAACAAUCGUGAUCACUUCACUACAAGUGAACUAAAGUGGACCCCCUUUUCUCCAAGUAAUGUGAAAAAAGACUUUGUACAAAAGAAGCAAUGAAGGUACAUUUUCAACUAAAUGUCGUCCUUUUUGUUUUGAAUGUUUUCACAAAGUGAAGGAACUUUUAUUUAAAUAUAUAUACACAAAUUCUUUUAAUGCAAAAAAAAAAUAAAUAAAUAAAUUCUGAUGUUAAAUGUAAAGAGUGCCAAGUUCAGAUUUUGAUUAUAUGCCCUCAAAAUUGAAAUGUAUAACAGUAAUAAAAUGGAAUUACCUUAAUAUUGGCUUUGUGUUUAAUAAGAAAUGUUAACAAUAUGGUCAUGGGUUAAUCUUGGUUUCUACAAUUUUUUUUUUUUUUUUUUGAUAGACGCAAUGUUAAGCAAUCUAAAAUUUUUAGCCAUAGAACUAAAUACCGAACGUCUUGUAUAUUUAUACUAUGAACCAAGAAUUGUAAAGAAAAAUAAGUUGGACCGUAUAACACAGAAAAUAAAAACAAAUUAAUAACACUGGUUUUGGAGACGUGUGUUAGGCCUGUAUAAGCUCUAUAAAUGAAACGCAUUUUUAUUCAGAACAAAAUUAGGUCAUGUGUAGGCGAUAAACAAUUAAUAUCUAGGCGCAGUAUAAAAUAUCAACAAUUGUUUAUGUUUCACGUUUUCACAUAAAACAUUAAAAAGUACAAAUAUUGCUUUAGUAAUUUAUAAAGAGACUCGGAUAACAACACAUUAAAAUACAUAGCUGCGAUCCAGUGCUUAGGAUUUUUUACUUUUAUUUCGAGUCAAGUUAAUAUAUGCUUAGAUUCAUAAGGAGACAAAACAGUAAAAUGAUGAUAGGUACUUAGUUGCGUUAACUAGUAACAUAUUGACAUGUUUGAUUAAAUAAUGUAAGACACUUACAAUAUAGUGCUUAUUUUACCAUUACUUGUUAGGUACAGAAUAACAGAUAUGACAGAAUAAUGUCAGAUCAUGUUUAGGUUGUCUAAAGAUACAUUAAAUAAAACACACAAAGCGGUAGGCAUAUCAUUAUUAAAACUCCACAACGAUCACUUACUUACUGGUUGUCUUUGGUAAGUUUGGGAAAUAUAGGCUGUGUGAAGUAGGCCCGAAGAGCUGGGUCGCCAAGGUCUAGAAUUAGGGUUUUGAUACUGUAUGCAAUGACCAAUGCAUUAAUUGUUAUAAGUUAAAUUGUUAUUUUACGUUCCUGUAAAUUGUUUACUGAUCAAAUAUUCAAAUAUUAACUUUAAAUCAGCAAAUUACAGAAUUGUUUUUCUCCAUUUAACCACGAGGAAGUCGACGUUUUUGGUACUGUGCAAUAAUGCAAAAUUGUGAGUAAGUGAGUAACCUUAUCUCGCUAUCGGUUAAGAUCUUUAUUUUGAGAGCAUGCUAAAACCGUGUCAGGAUGUUUUGGUUCCACAAGCUUUACACGUCAGCUAAAUUUAACAAGCAUAGAAAAGUAACUGAAUUAAAACACCAUCCCUAUAGGCAGCCUCACGUGCUGUGGAAAAUAUAUCAACACCACAUUGUGUAUCUUGCAUACAUCUGCCUAUAAUCUUUUAAAAACAAAUACCAACUUUUUAUAUUUAUGUCAUUCUUCUUUCACCGCUUUGGGUGAAGACUCGCAGAAUAAAAGGACGCUGGGAUCACAAGCAAUAAGCAUAUUUCCCCACUAAAUCAUGCUUCAGAGUCUAAUCAGAAAUUAUCCACAGUAAAUUUCUACAUACUUCCAUAAUUACAUUACCUAUAAUAAUUAAAACAUGUUUAACUGUGUAUGUUCUGAUUGUAUUAAAACAGUAAAUUAUUUAAGCGUUAGUUAUUUAGUGUGCCAAGCGCUGCGUCUGAUGUUUUAAUGACGUAUUAGUUUAAGAUAAUGUCUGCUGCAAAAAAAUAAAUACAUAUUAAACAAGACACUGCAGACAUUAUACACUACUUCCUGGUUAUAGUGCUAAAUAAAUUCAUCUCUAAAACAGGGCCUUAUUUUAAAUGUUUCUUUUACUAGCAUAAUCUCCUUUUUAAAAACAGUUUACCAAUUUAACAAAUUAAGAAUGUAUUGCAGAAUAGGUCAUUGAGUUGUAACAAAAUAUUCCAAAAUAUAUUUCAGUAAAUAUUAAAAACUAUGCCAAAAAAAAAAAAGACACACACACCGAACUUAUUAAAAUAUCACACGAGUCCAACAAUGAAUUACACAUUUUAAAAAUGUAUUAUUUUACACACACAAAACAAAUCUGCUCGGUGAUAGACGGUUUUAUUUUAGGUCUGCUAUACAGACCUAAAACUAAAUACCAAGGCUAAGAAAAAAGGAGUCUGAAGUCUAUAAAUAUUUGUUGAUAUAUUCUGUAAUAAUUAUGAAGUUCAAGGUUUUAAUCCUCCUUUAUAAUUUUCCAACAUUUACAAACAAAUCAAACAUCAAUCUGUACGCC
Molecule: messenger RNA, 4511 nt
Organism: Polyodon spathula (Mississippi paddlefish)
Lineage: Eukaryota; Metazoa; Chordata; Actinopteri; Acipenseriformes; Polyodontidae
Product: protein mab-21-like 2
Exons: 1
Coding region: 969-2048 (359 amino acids)
Source: RefSeq, a predicted model, not a curated record